AUGGCUGACGGCGUGGUGACACAAGCCUUCUCUCUGGUGGGAUGGGCAUUUCUCCCUGCCUACGCUACGGCCUUUCUCCAGUCAAUAUACUACCGUCUGACCAUCCGGGCUGGACAGCCGCAUCCGCAGCCUGGGGAACCCAUCUUUGCCUACCAUAACCGCCGCAUCCGUGUCUUGGUAUUAUCGCUCUACCUUGUAUACACCCUCGCCCAGGCCCUCUACGACAUUAGACUCGCUGGGGAUUUCUAUACCCUGCUUGGGGUCACGCCGUGGUCGACAGAGCGGGAAGUAAAGAGUCGUUUCAGGAAGCUGGCUGCGAAAUAUCACCCGGACAAGCUACACGAGAAUGGCCAGCCUUUUCCAGGUGCUGAUGGAGUGUUUGUCCGCUUCAAAUUGGCGCACGACACGAUUUUGGAUCCUGCGAAACGGUUCGCCUAUGAUCGGUUCGGACCUGUCAUCGUCCAGGUUCAGCACCCUGGGCUCAAGACCAUUCGAGACUACGUCUAUGCCGGUCUUCGCACGAAAGCUCCUGAAUAUUUGUCCAAUGCUGGACUGCUUGUUUUGUUAAACUCCAUCUGGCUGCCGAAAUGGGGACAAUUUUGGCGCUAUUUUGCUGUUGCCUGCAUGGCGUUCUUAGAGCUGUACUUCCUUACUCACAUCUGGCAGCCUCCAAAACUGGUGGUAUUGUGGGUGUCGACGGCUCAGAGGCUCUUACCAGAUCUCCUACCACCGCAUCUUCUUCCUUUCCAAAUUCUCGGUCUAGCGAGACGAAUGUCCAUGUCUGUGAACAUCUUCAUCUCCCAGCUCGCACCUCCUAAAGCAAGGGAUACGGCCAUGAGAGACCUGCAGACUCAGCAGCAGAUUGCACAUUUGGCGCAAGCGGCAGGCAGGUUAGAUGCAGAGUCUGGUGGAUUGCUCCAGUUAGGACUGAGUCCAUUCAAAGGAGAUGCAGAGAAGUCAGAUCAUCUGAGGUCGGGGAUGAAGGAGUCGUUGGUCACAAGCGCCUUGAGAAGGAACCCGGAAGUGAGGGCAGCUGUACAGAAGGCUCUUGACAGGAGGAGACGAGGGCCGAUCAUGCAAGAGCCUGACUGA
Molecule: messenger RNA, 1092 nt
Organism: Fonsecaea multimorphosa CBS 102226
Lineage: Eukaryota; Fungi; Ascomycota; Eurotiomycetes; Chaetothyriales; Herpotrichiellaceae
Exons: 2
Coding region: 1-1092 (363 amino acids)
Cellular component (GO): endoplasmic reticulum
Molecular function (GO): misfolded protein binding; protein-folding chaperone binding
Source: RefSeq, a predicted model, not a curated record